CAGCUGUCACGCGUAAAAAUAUUGCAAAAAAGUGGGGAGCAGCGACGAGCUGAGUUUGAUUCGCGUAAAAUAUCUCCGCGGAAUCGAGACUUUGCCCAGCAGCAGAUUGUUUGUUUGGAUGACGAGGACGACUCUUCAGUGACUGUGUAAAAAGAAGGCUCGCGUGCGCGACAAUGACCAGCGGCCGUCGACGGUAGUGCUCGCGAGAAUCGGUCCCGUUCGCUCAAGCUUUCCCGGAGCUGUUCCGUCCUUCCCGUGUGUGUGUGUGUGUUCAUGUACGUGUGAGCGGUUCCUCGGUUCCGGUGACCAUGUACUGCUUGCAAUGUCUCAUUCCGGUUCUGUUGAUUCCGAAACCGACGAACCCGGCCCUGAUGCAAACACACGUCAUGUUUAUUGUGCUGUACUUGAUCGGGUUCUUCCUGGAACGGAAGCCCUGCACCAUCUGCAGUCUGGUGUUCCUGGUGGCCGUGUUUCUGAUCUGCAACAGCGGGCUGGGAAACUGCAUCUUUUGGAGCAACUGCGAAGGCCACCAGUGCGAGAAUGGCUAAGGCCAAGGCCGAGCGGCGGCGAUGACGAUGAUGGCGCAGGAGAGGGAAGAGGCGGCAACAAUUGCGUAACCACAAUAUGUAUCUGCUAUUGCGAGCACGUGCGCCCAAAACAACAAGGUGCGGACCUACCUUAAAUGAAAGAAAAAAAAUAAAACGAAGAAAAAUACUAGCAAAACAAAAACAGCAACACCCAACAGUGAGAACGAGACUCAACCAAAGUUUGUAUUCUAGUUGUCUUUUUUUUACUAAAUGUGAACAUGUUGGAGAAAGCGGAAGGGAAAAUAGUAAAACAAUAGCCAUUUUUAUCUGGGUCAUUCGUCGUAGUGUGGUCGUAGGUUGGUCGGUUCUCUUCUGUGAAAUGUGAAAUCGACUUUGCGGAAACUAAAAUUAAAAAAAAAUGCAGCUCAGAAUGUCAACAUUAGUGUUGAGCUAAAGAUCACCAAAAUUAAUAAACUAGUUGUGAGCAACAAUACUUCUAUUUUAGCAGUCGAAAGUUAUCGUUCUUGUGCCCUAGUUUGAAACAGAAUCCGAAGUUGUGAACAAAAUUGUAACAAAAUAUAUGCAUAAGUGAAUUAAGUACGUAGACUAGGCGUUUAGGCUAAAGUAAAACAAAUUAUGUGAAAAUAAACAGACCGUUUAACUCGUCCCGAAUAAAUCAAAACAAAAUCCCCACUUUUGCGAAGCAUUGUGUAAAUACUAUUGAACAUAUAUUUCUUGUAAUAUUUAUUUUUGUAUUAACUUUGAGAAACCUUAGGUUAGCGUGUUGAAAAUUUGAAAACUACAACUUACUGCUAGGAACUAAGACGAAACCAUCAAUAAACUCGUGUAAAAUCAGUCAUAUUUUAAG
Messenger RNA from Culex pipiens pallens (northern house mosquito), 1395 nucleotides. It is a transcript of the gene bc10, whose product is annotated as bladder cancer-associated protein. The coding region runs from base 309 to 548 and encodes 79 amino acids. The transcript has 2 exons. NCBI's taxonomy places the organism in Eukaryota, Metazoa, Arthropoda, Insecta, Diptera, Culicidae. The record is from RefSeq and is a predicted model, not a curated record.